AUGGCACCCGACCUAUCGCUACCACCUCAGGCCCCGGAGCUCGGUCAAUGCGACGACUUCAACUGGAAUCGCGCCGCGUUUGCUGUCUACACCCUUAUCGACGAGGUAUCACUUCAAGAUGUCGCCUCGACUCUGGAGAAGCAAUGGCUAGAGCAGGGCAACGAGGAUCAUCUUGUUCGACCUGCGCCUUCCACAUCAGAGCUUAAGACACUUCAAGAAGUCUUACAGGCUCACGUAGCCCUGGACAAAGGGGCAGACAGCGAAACGAAUGAAAUAGAGUGGUGGCCGACUGCGUUCAUCGUCGUGGUUCGAAAAGACUGGAAAGAACCUGGAGGGUUGCUGUUCGUGUUCGCAGACGACGAGAACGAUUACAAGCUGGACAAGUUCUUUUUCAAGGUCGAUGAUGCGUACAUGAUGCUUUCGAGUCUGAGCUUCCAGGAUGAGACUGAGGCUGGGAGUAAGGAGGUAUACGCCCAAGGGUACUACGAUGAUGCAGAGUGGAGGAGCUACCCAGUACUCCCGCAAUCCGAACGAAGAUGA
Messenger RNA from Alternaria incomplexa, 540 nucleotides. RefSeq lists its product as uncharacterized. The transcript has a single exon. Lineage: Eukaryota; Fungi; Ascomycota; Dothideomycetes; Pleosporales; Pleosporaceae. The coding region runs from base 1 to 540 and encodes 179 amino acids. The record is from RefSeq and is a predicted model, not a curated record.